CUCUUUUUUUUUGUACUCCUAUUACUGCUCAUCAUGACACGCGUUGCUCCUCAGCCUGCUCUUGACUUUAGUAUCACUGAUGACCAAGUCGCUAACAUCAUUGCCUCCGUGAUUGAGGAAGAGCUUGCAACUAACAACGCCAUUGCUGCCUUGAAACCUGAAGAACAAACCUAUGAGACUAUUGUUGUUCCUCUGGCUCGUAUUGAGAACAAUUUGUCAGGAAAAAUCCAGCUGGCUAGCUCACUCUCUCAGAUCUCACCCGAUGCUGUUGUGCGUGAGGCAUCCGUUGAGGCCGAAAAGAAAUACGAAGAAUUUAGCAUCGAGCAGACCAUGCGUCAUGAUCUCUACGAAGUUAUCCAAGAAUUCAUUAACAAGACAGACCUUAGUACCCUCGAUCACGAGGACGCACGCAUGUUGAAGAAGAUGGAAACCAGCUUCCGCCGCAAUGGUCUCCAUCUCUCUCAAGAGAAGCGUGAUGAAUUUAAGGAGCUCCGCAAGCGUUUAAGUGAAGUCUGCAUCGAGUAUAUGAAGAAUUGGAGUCGUGAGAGCAGCAGCAUUACUUUUACAAAGGAUGAACUUGAGGGUUUGGAUGACGAUUUUAUUGGUGGUUUGGAUACAAGAGAAGAAGAUGGCGUCAAGAAAUAUGUCUUGACAAUGAAAUAUCCUGAUGUCCGCCCAUUGCUGAAACUGUGCAAGAACGAAAAUACCCGCAAGGUCCACAUGACUGCUUUUGAGUCGCGUAACCGUGAGAACGUUGCUCUUCUGGAUGAAGCUGUCAAAAUUCGUAGAGAAUGUGCAAAGAUCCUUGGUUACAAGUCUCAUGCUGCCUAUGUUCUCGAGGUCAAGAUGGCCAAGUCAGUCGAAUCAGUUCGUAACUUUGUAGACGAUUUAGCCACUCGCUUAAAAGAGGCUGGUAUCAAGGAAAUUGAGAUUCUCAAAAACCUUAAGGAGGAAGAGAAAGCUCUGCGCAAUGAGCCUUUUGAUGGCAAGAUAAACUCUUGGGACACCAGCUAUUAUGAGCGUAUCCUUCUUGAGAAAAAGUAUUCUGUUGACCAAGAACAGAUAAAGAAAUACUUUAGCUUGGAGCCAACUAUCCAGAAAAUGCUUGAAAUUUAUGCAAAGGUCUUGGGUCUGCGUUUUGUUAAAGUACCAAGUGACAAGGCUGUGGUGUGGCAUGAAGAUGUUCAGUUGUUCGAGUGCUGGGAUGAUGUGGAGGACAAGAGCUUUUCUGGUUACAUGUACCUCGACCUGUUCCCUCGUGACAGCAAAUAUCCCCACGCUGCCUGCUUCCCAUUCCAGCCUUCUUAUAUCAAGGAAGAUGGUGAACGUGUAGCCCCAAUUGCCGCAAUGGUGGCCAACUUCACUAAGCCUACUGCUGACAAACCUUCCUUGUUGAAACAUGAAGAAGUCGUAACUCUCUUCCACGAAUUGGGUCAUGUCAUGCACCAUCUUUGCAGUCGUACAAAGUACGCCCGAUUCCAUGGCACUUCCGUUGAAGGUGACUUUGUUGAAGCACCUUCUCAAAUGCUUGAGAACUGGUGCUACGACUCUAAAUCUCUAAAGUACUUGUCUUCUCAUUUUGAGACUGGAGAGCCAAUUUCGGAUGAAAUGAUUGACCUGAUUAUCAAGUCUAAGAACGUCAAUGCAGCCAUUUCAAACUUACGCCAACUCUUCUUUGGUAUCUUUGAUAUGGAACUCCACACUUCAGAUGAUGAAAAUUUGGACAGCAAUAAGCUUUACAAUGACCUCCGUGAAAAGGUUUCUUUGAUUGCAGCACCUGAAGGAAGCUGUGGUCAGGCUGCAUUUGGCCAUAUAAUGGGUGGUUAUGAUGCAGGCUAUUAUGGCUACAUGUGGUCAAAGGUGUUUUCAAGUGACAUGUUCUAUAGCAAGUUUGAGGAGAACACCCUGUCCCCUGAAGUAGGCUAUUCUUACCGUAAGUGUAUUCUUGAAAAAGGUAGCAGCAAGGACGGCAUGGAUCUUCUGAAAGACUUUUUGGGACGCGAGCCUUCUUCAGAUGCCUUUAUGCGAGAAAAUAUUGGUAUUAAUUAGAUACUUGAAAGCUAAAAUCAGGAUUUCCCUGGUAUUAAGUAUUUGGAGCUAAACACCAAUAAACACACAAACUCAUCCACACACGCGC
This is a messenger RNA of Phycomyces blakesleeanus NRRL 1555(-), 2137 nucleotides long. RefSeq lists its product as hypothetical. The transcript is spliced from 18 exons. Gene Ontology annotation, cellular component: mitochondrial intermembrane space. The record is from RefSeq and is a predicted model, not a curated record. The coding region runs from base 34 to 2049 and encodes 671 amino acids. NCBI's taxonomy places the organism in Eukaryota, Fungi, Mucoromycota, Mucoromycetes, Mucorales, Phycomycetaceae. Gene Ontology annotation, biological process: proteolysis; peptide metabolic process. Gene Ontology annotation, molecular function: metalloendopeptidase activity.